AUGGCCCCCCUCUCCCAUGCCGAUUACACGGUCGGAUGGAUCUGCGCCUUACCGCUGGAGAUGGCAGCUGCGAGAGCCAUGCUCGAUGAGAUCCACGACGACUUACCGGUACAACCGAAUGACCAUAACGCAUACAUCCUCGGACGCAUUAAGAAACACAAUGUUGUUAUUGCAUGCCUGCCAAAUGGUGAAUAUGGCAUUGCGUCUGCCACUACUGUAGCAAUACAGUUAUUAUCCAGUUUCCACUCUAUCCGCUUCGGUCUGAUGGUCGGAGUUGGGGGAGCGGUGCCGAAUAGAGAUGCGGAUAUACGCCUUGGAGAUGUUGUGGUCAGCAAACCAACAGAUACACACGGGGGAGUGGUGCAGUAUGAUUACGGCAAAGCAUUAAGUGGUGGUGAUUUUCAGCGGACAGGCAUGCUCAACCGUCCGCCUCAGAUUCUCCUUACUGCUCUCUCGAAACUGCACGCGAACCACCUUACAGAAGAGAGCCAAAUUCCGGAUUUUCUUGCGGACAUUAAACGCAAUUUACCCAAACGAGCUGCCAACUUUGCUCGUCCAACUCAGUUAGACGAUUUGUAUCUGAGUGACUAUAAUCAUGCCAAUCCCCAAUCCAGGACCUGUGAUGGCUGUGAUAUAGCUAAAACUAUCCCACGACUUUCUCGAAACUGCAAUGAGCCUGUUAUUCACUAUGGUCUGAUUGCUUCCGCGAACCAAGUCGUGAAGGAUAGCCAACUACGAGAUAAGCUAGGUCGUGAAUUUGGUGUAUAUUGUGUGGAGAUGGAAGCAGCAGGAUUGAUGAACAAUUAUCCAUGUAUAGUGGUGCGUGGAAUUUGCGAUUACGCGGACUCCCAUAAGAACAAAGAUUGGCAGGGAUACGCUGCGGCUGUGGCAGCAGCGUAUGCCAAAGAGCUUCUUUCAUGUCGGUUUCGCGUUCCAUUUGACCUUACUGCAGUGCCUGUAAUUGAGAAUUUCUUGGGACGACAAGACGAACUACAGCGCCUAUGGCACUAUUUACGGCCAGUAAAUCCCCAGUUGCGAAAGGUAGCCAUUCUCCACGGGCCCGGUGGAAUGGGAAAGACACAGCUAGCCGUACGCUUCGCUCGAGAUCACAAGAAUGAUUUUACUACUAUUUUUUGGCUGAGUGGCAAAGAUCGGGGCACUCUAUUGCGAUCUUUAAGCUCCGUUUUCUCCCGAUUACCAGGACAGUCCCAUAAAACUGAAGUGAUUAAUGAAGAGGAAGUGGAGCAAAGAGCUAGGCAUGUGUUGCAAUGGCUAGCAUUAGAAGGAAACUCACGCUGGCUAAUUAUUUUUGAUAAUAUUGAUCAAUACUCUCUCAAUUGCAGCAAUGUUUGCGAUGGAUAUGACAUCAGUGAAUUCUUCCCCACAGCAGACCAUGGUUCCAUUCUCAUUACCUCUCGACUACGGAGGUUAACUGAUCUUGGAAAGUCCUUCCCAGUCCAGAGACUCGAGUCUAAAUAUUCGAUUCAGUUACUUUUACAGAGCAGUGGAAUGUCUAUCGGUAAUAAUAUAAAGAACGUUGAGAGUGAUCCAGAUACUCUCGCCCUUACCGGUCGUCUAGAUGGGCUACCACUGGCAAUUGUCAUCGCAGGGGCAUUUAUUCAUGAAACGGGAACCAGCAUCACAGAUUACCUGAGGUAUUAUGAAGAGUCUUGGUACGACCUACAGUCGCAAUCGAGCCCUGGACGUCAGUACCAACAGGGUAACCUGCUCCAAACAUGGAUGAUCUCAUAUCGUAAGAUCCAGAAGCAAAACCCGGAUGCAGCCGAGCUGCUACUGCUGCUUGCUCAUUUCGAUAGCCGAGAUAUCUGGUAUGAGUUAGUAAAAAGCGCUUCUCAUAGCUCAAAUACCCCAGCCUGGUUUGACAGCAUUACGCCCACCGGGCUCACCUUUAAGAAUUGUAUGAAAAUUCUUAUUGGAUUCUCCCUCAUUGAGACUAAGCCGCAAGAGGGAAGCUUCACAAUGCAUCCAGUUAUACAAGACUGGUGUCUUUACAUUGCUAGCUCAAGAAGAAAUGCGAAUCUAGUUCAAUUGAGCGAACUGGCUCUGAUAUCUGUUGGAUAUGCAGUUCCUGGAAUAGAUGAAAGAAAUUAUGCAGAGAUUCAGCGGCGGCUUAUUCCACAUGCGAAUUAUGUGCGUCAUGGAGAUGUCUCAAGGGACAAUGCUGCGGCAUGGGGAGCAUUCCAUGGCCUUGGUAAUCUCUACUCUAACCAAGGCAAGCUGAAGGAGGCAGAGCAAAUGUACCAGCGAGCACUGGCAGGCAGUGAAAAAGCACUGGGUCCAGACCAUAUAUCCACUCUUGAGAUAGUCAAUAACCUUGGUGUUCUCUACAAAGAUCAAGGCAAGCUGAAGAAGGCAGAGCAGAUGUUCCAGCGAGUACUGGUAGACAAUGAAAAAGCACUAGGCCCAGACCACAUAUUUACUCUUGGCACAGUUAAUAACCUUGGUAUUAUCUACUCUGACCAAGGUAAGCUGAAGAAGGCAGAGCAGGUGUACCAGCAAGCACUGGCAGGCCGUGAAAAGGCACUGGGUCCAGACCAUAUAUCCACUCUCUUUACAGUCAACAACCUUGGUCUUCUCUACAGAGACCAAGGCAAGCUGAAGGAGGCAGAACAGAUGUACCAGCGAGCACUAGCAGGCUUUGAAGAAGCACUGGGUCCAGACCAUACAUCCACCCUUUUUACAGUUAACAAUCUUGUCAACAACCUUGGUCUUCUCUACUCUGACCAAGGCAAGCUGAAGGAGGCAGAGCGGAUGUACCAGCGAGCACUGGCAGGCUAUAAAGAAGCACUGGGCCCAGACCAUAUAUCCACCCUUUUUACAGUCAACAAUCUUGGUCUUCUCUACAGAGACCAAGGCAAGCUGAAGGAGGCGGAGAGUAUAUACCAGCAAGCACUGGUAGGCUGUGAAAAGACACUGAGUCCAGACUAUAUAUCUACUCUUGGUAUAGUCCAUAACCUUGGCCUUCUCUACAGAGACCAAGGUAAGCUGAAGGAGGCAGAGAAGAUAUACCAGCGAGUACUGGCAGGCCGUGAAAAGACACUGGGCCCAGACCAUAUAUCCACUCUUUUUACAGUUAAUAACAUUGGUAAUCUCUACUCUGACCAAGGCAAGCUGAAGGAGGCAGAGCGAAUGUACCAGCGAGCACUGGCAGGCAAAGAAAAAGCACUGGGCCCAGACCAUACAUCCACCCUUUUUACAGUCAACAAUCUUGGUAUUCUCUACUCUAACCAAGGCAAGCUGAAGGAGGCGGAGAGCAUGUACCAGCGAGCACUGGCAGGAUAUGAAAAAGCACUGGGUCCAGACCACCAUAAGACCCAACAAGUUGCAGAUAGGUUAAGUGCAUUAAUGCGGGUCGUUCAUGUUCGGGUCCUUCCGCGCCACUCUCCCCAAUAG
Messenger RNA from Aspergillus alliaceus, 3414 nucleotides. Its product is annotated as Pfs, NB-ARC and TPR domain protein. The record is from RefSeq and is a predicted model, not a curated record. The transcript has 5 exons. NCBI's taxonomy places the organism in Eukaryota, Fungi, Ascomycota, Eurotiomycetes, Eurotiales, Aspergillaceae. Gene Ontology annotation, molecular function: ADP binding; protein binding; catalytic activity. The coding region runs from base 1 to 3414 and encodes 1137 amino acids. Gene Ontology annotation, biological process: nucleoside metabolic process.